Monopterus albus (swamp eel) is the source of this 1630-nucleotide messenger RNA. It is a transcript of the gene gadd45aa, whose product is annotated as growth arrest and DNA-damage-inducible, alpha, a. The coding region runs from base 398 to 889 and encodes 163 amino acids. The record is from RefSeq and is a predicted model, not a curated record. Gene Ontology annotation, cellular component: nucleus; cytoplasm. NCBI's taxonomy places the organism in Eukaryota, Metazoa, Chordata, Actinopteri, Synbranchiformes, Synbranchidae. The transcript has 4 exons. Gene Ontology annotation, biological process: regulation of cell cycle.
UGGGGAUAUUAGCCCUUUACCAAUAAACUUUACCUUAUAAAUGUGUUUUUUAACAUGCCUAGAGUUGUGCUGCAGACAGGCCGACAAAUAGAUUUUUUCCCAAACGUUAGAUGCAAGCAGUCAACUGCAGUUACGGUAAUAAGCAGGCUAGAGACAGACACGCCUAUUACUGUGCGUUGGCCCAAUCUCACAUAUGAAGUCUUAGCACACGACCAAUGGUUACAGAUAUGCAAAUAUUCGCCUGACUUGCAUUGUCCCAGACGGUUUUUAUGUGAAGUUGCCAGAUUUAUCCCUCAGUUGCAGUAUAGUAGGCUAAAGGUUAAGUGUGUCUAGUCACGAAGAUAGCAGGAUAACUGGCCAGCACCGUUCUCUUUCCACGACGGCGGAUUGGGAUUUUAUGUACAACAUGACUUUUGAGGAACUAAGUGGGGAUUAUUCUCAAGAAAGAAUGGAUUCAGUGGCGAAAGCUUUAGAAGAAGUUCUCAUCUCUGCGUUACCACAGGGCUGCAUUACAGUCGGUGUCUAUGAGGCUGCCAAGUCCCUGAAUGUAGACCCUGAUAAUGUGGUUUUGUGCAUCCUGGCUACUGAUGAUGAAGACGUGAAAGAUGUGGCCCUGCAGAUUCACUUUACCCUCAUUCAGGCUUUCUGCUGUGAGAAUGACAUCAACAUCCUCCGAGUCAACAACACCAGACGCCUGGCAGAGAUACUGGGUGGAGCAGGAGGUGGAAAACAGGGUGGGGGUGAACCUAUGGACCUCCACUGUGUCCUGGUCACUAGUCCACAUUCUACUUCAUGGAAAGACCCUGCUUUGAGCAAAGUGAAUCGAUUCUGCAGAGAGAGCCGCUGUCUGGACCAAUGGGUACCUAUCAUCAACCUGCCUGAACGAUGAACUUUUUUCACUGCAAGAACCCGUGAAAGGACUUUUAUAUGCAUCGGAGGAGUAGUGUGAACCCAGAUGGACACAUUACCAGCCAGAGAUCAAAUUCCAUAGCACUGCUGAUGAGGAAAGACAGUUUUGGAGGGGAAAAACAGAGGCCCCACUGUGGGAUGUAUUGUAAAAAUGCAGGGGGAUGGAUUUCCACUUUGGAGAAGGCUGUUUGGAAUUGCAUCUGUCAGCUUUUGCAACCAAGAUGAGAUGGCGAGGCUCUUGUAUUGUCCUGAAGUGGAAAUAAAUUAAGAACGAAAAAAGCAUGUGUGCUUUUUAAUGUGCAACUGGACACUGUAAGGAAGAGUUGUCUUGGUUUGGUGAGGCCUCUGUGAUGAGUCACAAAAGCAGGGAGGAUCCAGAACAUGGAACUGCUGAGUGGAAUAAGGCCUCGGCCUCCCCCUGCAGAAACAGCGUGCUUGUUGAAACACUGGACUGUUUGCAGUUUGAUUGAAAUUGUUAAUGUUGAUGUUGUAAUUUAAAAAGGGAAGGGCUACACAUCCAGUGAAAACAUUCUGUCUAUUUAAUGUUUCCUAUGCCAGCUGGGUUUUUCCAUAAGUUAAAUAGUUCUUUUGUUACAUUUCUAAGUUAUUUCUAAUGAUAUUUAAGUGUAUUUAUGUUUCAUUUUUUUACCUUAACUAUUGCAGAAUCUGAAUAUAGCACACACACACUUAUGUAUUGCUAUCAAUAAAAAAAAGUUUUUUG